CAGGAUGUUCUCCAUAUUCAACAUCUGGGGCACGUUCAACAGUGUACUCUUCUACCUCAGCCUCCUUGUCAGCCUGGCAGGGCUGGGGGGCAACGCUCUGCUGCUCUGGCACCUUGGUCUGCACAUCAAGAAGGGCCCCUUCAACAUCUACCUGCUGCACCUGGCCGCUGCCGACUUCCUCUUCCUCGCCUGCCAGGUGGGCUUCUCUAUUGCCGAGAUCGCCCUGGGCUACGAGGACACACUCCACUUCCCGAUCAUCUUCUUGUGGUUUGCUGUGGGGCUCUGGCUGCUGGCGGCCUUCGCUGUGGACUGCUGCCUCGCCUACAUGUUUCCCUCCUGUUGCAGCCCCAGCUGCCGCCCCAGGUACACCUCAGCCGUGCUCUGUCUCCUGAUCUGGGCACUGACCAUGCCGGCUGUGCUCCUGCCGGCCAAUGCCUGUGGACUGCUGUACAAGGGGAUGAGCUUCCUGGUCUGCCUCAGUUACCACUGGGCCAGCGUGGUCUGGCUAGUGGUGCUGGCGGUCAUGGCCUGUGGGGCAAGCAUGAUUCUCUUGAUCUGUGGCAACUGCUGCUCUGGGCAGCCACUCCCCAAGUUCUGCAAAGUGGCCCAGUGCUCCGGGAUCCUGCUGUUCUUCUGCCGCCUGCCCAUGGUGGUCUACUGGAGCCUGCGGCCGGUCAUAAAAUUCCUGCUCCCCUUCUUCUUGCCAUUGGCCACCCUCUUAGCCUGCAUCGACAGCAGCGCAAAGCCCCUCUUGUACUACAUGAAGGGCCGGCAGCUCAGGAAGAAGGAGCCGCUGCAGGUAGUCCUAAACAGGGCUCUAGGGGAGGAGUCCCCGUCAAGCCUUGGGGGACUAUCCCUGCCUAUGAGGCAAGUGUAGAGUGGCCGGCCAUCCUAUGCCCACCUGCCCUGCCCUCAUAGCUGCCAGGGGACCCCCCUUCCAGUCUUGCUCAAACUCUUGCCAUGUCCCAGCUCUGCCCUCUCAUGAAGGGAACGAGGCCAGGUUGCAUGUUGAACAUGCAAAGGACAUGGUAAGGACAGGAACAGACAGAGGGCCAGGGGCAAAAGGAGGACCCCAGAGCUACAGUGAGGGCACGUGUCCUGCAUCCUUCUGCCCCUGUGGCAGCCAACCCAAGAAAACUGCCCUUCAACCCCAGUGGGCCUGGCAAGGGGAGCUUUGCUUUGCCUCCUGCGGUAGACGGGCCAGGUGACUGGAGGCUCAGCAUCAGCUCCUGGGGGGCAUUCGCUGCUCUUGGGGGCCACUGACCCUUCAGCUCUGUCCACAGAGGCCUUAUGUUGGAUGCAUCCACUACAAGGCUUCGUCUAAACUGCUGUUUCUCCCUCCCUCGUCCCAGCAUUCCCCACAAAAACGUUCACAGUCCAGGUGGCUACUGCCUCCCCAGUUCUCCAGCCUGGUGUCACUCGUGAAGGCCACAAGGUGGUGCUGUUUUACCACUAAACAGACGAAGUCUGUCCUGGCUCCAGGGCCACUCCAAGUAGUUGCAUCCUGGUUACUUCUGCCUCUCAGGUGGCCCCAAAGAACCUUCACAGUGCCAGCAGGGCACCCCUGGCUUCUAUCCAGACCCCAUCGCUUUCCCUCGGCUUCUCCAAGAUUGUGCUCAGCCAAGCUGUCUCUGCAGACUCCACCCUGGCCUGCCAGCCAGCUUCACCUUCAGUUGGAGAAAAGAGGAAGGGAGCCAAGCUUCCCAAGUGCACACUGUUUCUGUAUGUUUUAUGAUGGCUCUUUAAAACAAAA
This is a messenger RNA of Peromyscus maniculatus bairdii (prairie deer mouse), 1753 nucleotides long. It is a transcript of the gene Mrgprg, whose product is annotated as MAS related GPR family member G. Gene Ontology annotation, molecular function: G protein-coupled receptor activity. Gene Ontology annotation, cellular component: plasma membrane. Lineage: Eukaryota; Metazoa; Chordata; Mammalia; Rodentia; Cricetidae. Gene Ontology annotation, biological process: G protein-coupled receptor signaling pathway. The record is from RefSeq and is a predicted model, not a curated record.